GAUUUCAAUGAUCUAAUCUCCAUCUAUCGAACUUUAUGGACGAUAAUAUUAGGAGUGCAUAAUUAUAUCCUAGUGCUUCUCUCCUCCGGCAAGAAGUUCCAACUUUCCCUCCAAAGACCAAACCAAAACUCUUCCCAUUACUCUGUUAGCUUUCUCAACGUAUAGCCGUCUCACUGAGAGAGAGUUCCACCUAUGUCGAGCCACAAAGACGACCUCGAUCUCCUUCUGUCCCUCAGAGAGAGAGUUUUGGAUACUCCUCCCGGUUCUCCUUCACCCCAUUCACCAGGAUAUCUCUCGGAGGAUAGAUCGCCGAGGCGUAGUGAGAAGAAGUCGGACAUGUCCGUCUUUAGAGACACCGUGCGAGACUUCCUUGACUACGAGUACAAGCCGGUUCAGAAAGCUGGUAAAUUGAAGGGCUCGAAGGCCUCCAACUAUACCGAGGUUGAAAAAUUUUCGGGCUUGCGAAUAAGGAACCGCUUGGUCAGUGCAGCAGAGCUCGGUGAGCUGUUUUCAGAUGUUUGCUUUGUUCAGUUAUCUACCAUGGCGAACUUGUGGGUAGGGGACACUCUGUCGGGUUGUUGGGCAACUGUUGGAGUAUUGACCGAGAAGGGGACUCCAAAGACCAGUUCUACAGGAAAGAACUAUUGUAUAUGGCAGGUGGGAUGUCUAGAUGAAAAUACCGUUCUUUUCUUGUUCGGUUAUGCUUAUCAGAAGAACUGGAAUGAGCCGGCUGGAACAGUCUUUGCAUUGUUCAAUUGUGCUGUACGCAAGGAUGCAGUGGGUACAGGGUUUUCUCUGAGUGUGUAUUCUCCUACUCAAAUUUUAAAGAUUGGAACUGCAGUUGAUUAUGGAGUUUGUAAGGGAAAAAGGAAGGACGGGAUGCCUUGUACAAUAGUCAUAAAUAAGCUCAGUGGAAUAUGUUGUAAAUAUCAUACAUUGAAAGCUUCAGAGAAAUGUGUCACAAAUCGAGCUGAGCUCAAGGGAGGGUGCCUUCAACUUGUUUGUUUCCUUAACAGGAACCUAGGAACUGCAUGUAGGGAUUCCCUCAGUCCGGAAGGGAUUUGCAUGGUUGAUUCUUUAGAAGACAGGAUGAAUUUCAAAAAGCCCAUGGAACCAUUAAAACUACUUUCUGUGGAAGGACUCAAAAAGACACUUAGUAAUGCAGGUAAAGUGAUGACAAGAACAUACUCACAAGGGAUAAGGUUCCUUACUGCAAUUACAGGGACAAUGAUUUCAACGAAUCCAGAUAAAGAAUCAACAGUUCCAAAACAACCUAUUAACAUGUCCGAGAAAAGGAAAUCAUCUACAAUGGAAGAAGAGUCAUCUGUAAUUGGAAAUCAGCAACCAGAUGCGAAGAGAAAGAAAGCUGAGCAGCGUGGACUAGGUGUGGUCGACAAAACAAGGCAAGAUAUAGGAAAAUUGAUUCAAUUAGAUAUUGUUAGUUCAGAUGAAGAAUUGUGACUGUCUUAUAUGUAGCUCCAACUCGUAGGAAGCUCUUUCUUCAUGAAAACAUGUCCUUACGAAGUAAUUUUAGCAAAUACUUAGCUUCAUAUUUUCAAGUAUUUAAAGAAUAUAUUCUUCAAAUUAAAAUAAUCAUUUUGAGUUGGGUUUAGAGCUUA
This is a messenger RNA of Carya illinoinensis, 1619 nucleotides long. RefSeq names its product protein MCM10 homolog. The record is from RefSeq and is a predicted model, not a curated record. Gene Ontology annotation, cellular component: nucleus; replication fork protection complex. Gene Ontology annotation, biological process: DNA replication initiation; DNA replication. NCBI's taxonomy places the organism in Eukaryota, Viridiplantae, Streptophyta, Magnoliopsida, Fagales, Juglandaceae. Gene Ontology annotation, molecular function: single-stranded DNA binding; DNA replication origin binding.